AGGGGAUUUGGGGCUCUUCCUCUACGCGCUUAACUCUGGAUAUCUCUGCCUUUGUCUCACAUAUUAGAAAAAGAGGGCAAAGUGAAGAAGGGGAGCAAUGGGGAUGCAAAAGUCAUGGAUACUUUGUGGAGUUGUGACUAUUUUGGGGGCUUUAAUUUUGCAAGUGCAGUGUAACGAGGAGACAAAGCUAAUUAGUGAACUCUUUAAAAACUAUAAUAAGAAUAUUCGCCCAGUGGUUAAACCUGAAGACAAAGUGGAAGUUAUGAUUAAGAUGACCUUGACUAACCUCAUCUCUCUGAAUGAAAAGGAGGAGACCCUUACAACCAAUGUGUGGAUUGAAAUUCAAUGGUUGGAUAAUCGGCUUUCCUGGAACACUUCAGAGUAUUAUGGCAUAGAAGUUAUCCGAGUCCCAUGCAACACUGUGUGGCUGCCUGACAUAGUCCUUGAAAAUAACAUUGAUGGCAAAUUUGACGUGGCUUACUAUGCCAAUGUGUUGAUCGACAAUACUGGCUGGAUGUAUUGGCUUCCUCCUGCUAUCUACCGCAGCACGUGUGCCAUUGAAAUUACCUACUUCCCAUUUGAUUACCAAAACUGCACACUUGCAUUUAGAUCACAGACAUACAGUGCCAAUGAAGUCGACCUGAGACUGGCAGAAGUGGACGAUGGGCCAAUUGAAUGGGUUGAUAUUGAUCCAGAAGCUUUUACAGAGAAUGGUGAGUGGGCCAUUGUCCACCGACCAGCCAGAAAGAAAAUAGACCCUCGUUACUCUCCUGAUGAUCUGGAGUAUCAGGAAAUCAUUUUCAACCUAAUCAUUCAAAGGAAGCCUCUAUUUUAUAUCAUCAACAUCAUUCUGCCCUGCUCCCUCAUCUCUUCCCUCGUUGUCCUUGCCUACUUCCUGCCUGCUCAGGCUGGGGGGCAGAAGCUAACUGUGUCCAUAUCAGUGUUACUGGCCCAGACUGUCUUCCUCUUCCUCAUAGCACAGAAAAUUCCAGAAACAUCUCUCUCUGUUCCUCUCAUUGGAAAGUAUCUGAUCUUUGUGAUGUCUGUGACAACUCUGAUUGCCACGAAUCAAAUUGUGGUUCUAAAUUUCUCUCUGCGCAGCCCAAGUACUCACACCAUGUCCCACAGCGUCAAACAUCUGUUUCUGAAGAUGAUUCCUCGUCUUCUGGGCAUGGCUCCAUUGAUUGAUGAGACAGAGGAGACAGCACAAGUGAACGGAGUGACAGAGCGGCGGAGGAGCUCCUUUGGCCUGAUGCAAAGAGCAGAAGAAUAUGUGCUCAAACAGCCUCGCAGUGAAAUGAUGUUCGACAAACAAAGAGAGAGACAUGGGCUCACCAGAUCCAUUGUUGUCACUAUGAUCCGGAAAUACAAGAAAAGAUUCAACUCAGAGAUUUUGUGUGCCGCUCUUUGGGGGGUGAACCUGCUGGUUGGCACAGAAAAUGGGCUGAAGCUGUUGGACCGUAGUGGACAGGGCAAAGUUUAUCCUCUAAUCAACUCCCGCAGGUUCCAGCAGAUGGAUGUCCUGGAGGGUCUCAACCUGCUCAUCACUAUAUCAGGCAAGAAGAACAAAGUUCGUGUGUACUACCUGGCCUGGCUGAGGAAUAAGAUCCUACACAAUGAUCCUGAGGUUGAGAAGAAACAAGGUUGGACCACAGUGGGCGAGAUGGAGGGUUGUGUGCACUACAAAGUUGUGAAAUAUGAGAGGAUAAAAUUCCUGGUAAUUGCUUUGAAGAAUGCAGUAGAGGUAUAUGCUUGGGCUCCAAAGCCUUAUCACAAAUUCAUGGCCUUCAAGUCUUUUUCAGACCUGCCCCAUCGACCGCUCCUCGUGGAUCUGACUGUAGAGGAGGGUCAGAGGCUUAAAGUCAUUUACGGCUCUUGUGCUGGUUUCCAUGCCAUUGAUGUAGACUCUGGAAACAACUAUGACAUUUAUAUCCCUGUCCAUAUUCAGAGCCAAGUAACCCCACAUGCCAUCGUGUUCCUGCCUAGCUCUGAUGGGAUGGAGAUGUUACUGUGUUACGAGGAUGAAGGGGUGUAUGUGAACACUUAUGGACGCAUCAUCAAGGAUGUGGUCCUGCAGUGGGGGGAAAUGCCCACCUCUGUUGCCCACAUCUGCUCAAAUCAGAUCAUGGGAUGGGGAGAGAAGGCCAUAGAGAUUCGGUCUGUGGAGACUGGCCACCUGGAUGGAGUGUUUAUGCACAAAAGGGCUCAGAGGCUCAAGUUCCUCUGUGAAAGGAAUGACAAGGUGUUCUUUGCGUCUGUGCGGUCUGGAGGCAGCAGUCAGGUGUACUUCAUGACACUGAACAGGAACUGCAUCAUGAACUGGUGAAAGCGCAUCUGUUGGUCAGUGAACACAGCAGGUUUUUGGCACCUAAAACUUCUGCUAGCGCAUGCACACAAAUCAUCAUUUUCUUCAACUGGUUUUAUCUACAGAUUCUUACAUUCACAACAGGCACUACAAUCUGUAAAUCCAUUCCAGGCUACAGUCCUUAAAGUACUGUUUAUACCAACAUGCUGACAACAACAUUGUGAAAACUUACCAAUGGUCUACAAACGUUAAAACCUACUUUUAUUGUGUAUAUUUUUGUCUUUACUUUAAAUGGUAAAAAUGUGUUCAGUCGUAACUAUUACGUUCCUGUGAAUUUGUUAAUCAUUCCUGGUGGUUGUGUACUUUUGAAGAAGGCAUUAAUAUCUAAACAUCUGUAAAUAUAAAGCAGCUCAUUCAUGGUAGUUACAUGCCUUCACGCCACAGUGUGGAUGUGGCAUCAUGACCCCGUCUGCAUUGGCAACAUUUGACCUAUCACUUUAAGUCAGCAGAUACUUUAAAUUACAUAGUUUUUCUUGUCCUAAUAUUGAGAUUUCUGUUCUAAAAUGUUUUUCUUCAUUUUUCCGAUCUCAAGGGCUUGCUCCUAAUUACAAGUGAAGCCUAUAAUAAAUAAAUACAACACACUAGUUCAGUACUGUAGUGAGUGCUGUGAAUCCUUGAAUUGCCUUGAUUUGAAAGUAUCUAUAGAUGAUGUGACAAAGCAGAUAGUUUCCUAAGGUUAUUGUUUUCUACAUAGAAACUUCUAUAUCCAUGUGGUGAUUUUUAAAUAGUGUACGCCUGCAUUGCUAUUAUAUUGCAAUAUAUUCUUGGUGAGUUUAAGUUUCAGAGAGGACUAAAUUCUAAACACUGUUGUGUUGGACAAUUUGAUGGAGAGACUUCUGAGUGAUGGGUAUUUGAAUCUGUUUCAAUCAUAUUUUCCAAACUUAAACUAGUCUCCACUGUAAGAUAGUUUUACUAGACUUUUUGUUGUUUGAGUGUGAGGAUGUUGAGAGAAACAGAUGGUUUAUCUUUGUCUUGAUCAAACACUACACAUAGCCCUGUAGUGUCACUGCAAACCAGCAGACUCAUGAGGCACUACAUGUUUUAAAAAAAAUGGAAGAUAUACUUUCUGCUUAAGUUACUUUUUAAUCUCAAGGCCCAAGCUUAUCUAGUAUUUGGAGAUUUUGUACAAUUAUUUGACAAAAUUAGUAUUUUGCAGCAGAUUUGAAUAUAGACUAUUAUCUCUAUUUCUUUGGACAAAAAGUCUUGGGUAGUUCAGUGACAGCUGAAUUUGUGGUCACCUUGGAUACAGACUAUAUAGCCAAGCCUAAAAUUUAUUAAACUAAGAAUAUACUAUAUUUUAUGUAAUGUAAGUAAAUAGCUGAGAGGAAGAUGGAUACUUUAUUUUAAGAUUAGUCAUAAAUAUUAUAUAGACAUUGAUAGCACUUUGACUUCUUACAUUUACAAAAACAACUGCAGCCUGGAGCAUAUACUAAAGGGUGCAUGCAGGCUGAUCCAGCGUUAACGUAUUACUUGGUGUACAUGUUUUUGAACCAAAUAUCUGUGCCAUGACCUACAUCUUAAAUUCACUACAACUCACUUGGAGCUCUGGUAGUCAUGCUUUUAUGGUCAUUUUAUUAAUCAGCCAUGUUUACAGUUUAAGCAGUGCCUUGAAUAGAUGGUUUGAAGAUUAGCUAUAGGCCCCACCCAGUAUAGUACUAGUAUAAAGAGGUGUGUUUAAAACUGCUUUUAUUAUCAAAAUAACAUGUGCCAGUUAAGUGCACUUAAUCAAACCUCAAGAAACAAUUGACAUCCCUUGCCAAUUUAAACGUAGAGUUGUAGAAACAUGCAAUAAAAAUAAUGAAUUGUUUUGUCUUACAUAGAAGGGUCUAGUAGUGAUGGCUGAAGCCAGCACAAGGAAAAGCCAUAUAGAUCAAUCAUGCCUAUCAAUUCAGUCUUAGUACAUGCACAGGUUAAAGCAAAAGAUGUUAGUAGUUGGAAAAAGUAGCUUGAUAUAUUUUAUAAACUAUGUAAAACUCUAUAUUAAUAUUGUAAGUGAAUGUACCUGUAUUUUAUUUGUAUUUGCAUAUAACUACUCUGUUAAUUAAAGCACAAUGUAUUUUGAUGCAGCAAGAUCAAGGUCACAAUGUGAAGCUUUUUGUUCCCCCAAAUGUCGAAUCCAUAGAGUUUACGUACGGUAUUAAGGAAGACCAUGAUCUGACAGUGUUUCUCAAUGAAGUUGUAAUGUACAUGGUGACCAUGGUAACCAUACAACCACACAGUGUGUUAUUCUGCAAAAUCCCUGUCAGGGGAGUUGUGAUAUGAUUCAGAUGCUAUUACCUACUCAUUGAUCAGCAUUAAUCAGCAGCUGCUGGUCACCUAUAAGAUGAUAAAGGGCAAUUUUCUUUGAAUUUUAAUUUAAUUUUUUUUUUUGUAGAUGCAUGUAUUCUCUAAACCUGCUCUGUAAAUUAAACUUUUAAUAUUGGCAUUUUAAAUUAGUUUUUCUUUAUUUGGCAUCAUGGAUAGGACCCAUGUAUUUUAUGUUUCAGAAAAUCUGUUUUGAAUAUUAUAUCUCACUGAAGAUAUUCAGAGCUAAAUGCUGUACCAAAUGAUGCCUCGUGUAAACAUGAAGAGUAGUAUCUGUGCUAUAUGUAGAGUAGAUGCUAAAUCUCUGAACCAAAUAAGUAAUAUAUUAUAUUUGGCAGGUGGUAGAACAUAUAUUAUAUUUCAUUAUAAUAAGUGAGUGCUCAGGCAGGUGAUAUGAGUUUGAUUCAUCUGAUACUAUGGCUAAGUAUCUGAACAGUACGCAAGAACAACACUUCACGGGGUGAAGAUGUGAAGUCAGAAAUUUUUAAAAAGCAAUACAUUAUUUUAAGUAUAUUAAAACCAUGACUGCCCAUCUUAGUGACUUGUACAGUUAAAGUGUAGUGGUUUUUGGCAGAAUGAAUGUAGACUGGUCUGUCUAUUGCUUCUUUCCCUGUAAGCUGUUGAUCACAACUAGUUUAGUUUGCUUUAAUGCAGUGUUUCUCAAACUGGUACACGUCUGCCUUUAGUAAUAUGCAGAGCCCUCUGCUGUUUUUAGUAUUUAAUUUAGGGACAAAUCUGUUCUUUUUAAAUUAUUAUUUAAAACUACCUUAACUAUUCCAUUGUUGAGUCUAAUUUUAAACCUUACUUGAUGUAAUUUUGGACUAUGUUUAGCCCUAAUUUUGGUCUGACAUAUUCUGGGUUUAGGUCUGGUAGUGCUUGGAAAGCCAAAUAUCAUCUUGGAUGGUAAGUUUGAGAACCACUGCUUAAAUGAUAAACUGAUUAAAAUGUUUCACUUAAACAUCUAAUCAAAGAAUGAAGUCAUCGGCCUGUUAACGGCUGUUGCUUGCACAUAAUUCUCCAGACAAAGUUAUCCUGUUUAGCAGAUACAUUUUUAAAGACGUCUUUGCAAUGUUUUAGUGUGUGCGAGGGUGUCUGUGUUAAUUGUGAGAGGUGCAAUCCAGAUUGUAUUUCAUAGACUAAUAAACUUUUAAAAACUGUUGAAUGAAUCCUUGUCAUAAUACUUUGAAAAAAUAAAAUAAAAUAUAUUGAUCAUGCUUCCA
This is a messenger RNA of Boleophthalmus pectinirostris (great blue-spotted mudskipper), 5889 nucleotides long. RefSeq names its product cholinergic receptor, nicotinic, epsilon (gene chrne). NCBI's taxonomy places the organism in Eukaryota, Metazoa, Chordata, Actinopteri, Gobiiformes, Gobiidae. Gene Ontology annotation, cellular component: postsynaptic membrane. The record is from RefSeq and is a predicted model, not a curated record. The transcript has 19 exons. Bases 98 to 2326 code for a protein of 742 amino acids. Gene Ontology annotation, molecular function: transmembrane signaling receptor activity; acetylcholine-gated monoatomic cation-selective channel activity. Gene Ontology annotation, biological process: monoatomic ion transmembrane transport.